AUGGCCUCACGACCUCAGAACAUUGGCAUCAAAGCCAUCGAGAUCUACUUCCCGAAUCAAUGCGUUGAUCAAGCCGAGUUGGAAAAGUUCGAUGGCGUGGCCGCUGGCAAAUACACGAUCGGUCUCGGCCAGACCAAAAUGGCGUUCUGUGAUGACCGAGAAGACAUCUAUUCGAUCGCCCUUACCACAUUGACGAAGCUCAUCUCGAAGUACUCCAUCGAUCUGAAGACGAUUGGCCGUAUGGAAGUGGGCACCGAAACCAUGCUGGACAAGAGCAAAAGUGUGAAAUCCGUCUUGAUGCAGUUGUUCAAGGAGUCCGGCAACUUCAACGUUGAAGGCGUGGAUUCUUACAAUGCUUGCUAUGGUGGUACCAACGCAGUUUUCAGCAGCUUGAACUGGAUCGAGUCCUCAGCGUGGGAUGGACGAGAUGCCAUCGUACUGGCUGGCGACAUUGCUCUUUACAAGAAGGGCAACGCUCGUCCAACUGGCGGUGCCGGCUGUGUGGCCAUGCUCAUCGGUCCCGACGCGCCGCUCGCUUUCGAAGCCGGGCUGCGAGGAUCGUACAUUACUCACGCCUAUGAUUUUUACAAGCCCGACCUGACCAGCGAGUAUCCUUAUGUCGAUGGCCACUUUUCGCUGAGAUGCUACACCGAAGCCGUCGAUGCGUGUUACAAAGCAUAUAAUGCCCGAGAGAGGACCCUGAAAGCCCAGGCAAACGGUGCGGCAGCCAAUGGUCACGCGAACGGAAACGGCGCCCACAGGGAAGAUGGGGAGCAAGCUCCUUUGGACAGAUUCGACUACAUGGCAUUCCAUGCUCCAACAUGCAAGCUUGUUUCCAAAUCAUACGCCCGCCUGCUGUAUAAUGAUUUCCUCGAGGAUCCCGGUCACCCUCUCUUCAAAGACGUCGCACCUGAACUCCGAGAUGUUGACUACGAGGCAUCUUUGAGCGACAAGAACAUUGAAAAGACCUUCAUGGCACUGACCAAGAAGCGAUUUGCCGAGCGAGUUCAUCCGGCUAUCCAGGUCGCCACGAUGUGCGGAAACAUGUACUGCGGUAGUGUCUAUGGUGGCCUUGUGGGGUUGUUGAGCAAUAUCCCUCCGAAAACAUUGCACGGCAAGCGGAUCGGUGUCUUCAGCUACGGGAGCGGUCUGGCUAGCUCCAUGUUCAGCUUGAAGGUGGUUGGCGACACUACGGAAAUGCUCGAGAAGCUCAAUUUGCAGGAAAGACUUGACGCUCGCCGAGUUGUGCCCCCGGAGGUGUACGAUGAAAUGUGUAUGCUGCGAGAGAAGGCUCAUCUCAAGAAGGACUUCAAACCAGUGGGCGACGUGGAGCACUUGCUGCCGGGGACAUACUACCUGACCGAGGUUGACGACAUGUUCCGCAGGAAGUAUGAGAUCAAGGCAUGA
Messenger RNA from Capronia coronata CBS 617.96, 1407 nucleotides. RefSeq names its product hydroxymethylglutaryl-CoA synthase. Bases 1 to 1407 code for a protein of 468 amino acids. The record is from RefSeq and is a predicted model, not a curated record. Gene Ontology annotation, biological process: acetyl-CoA metabolic process; ergosterol biosynthetic process. Lineage: Eukaryota; Fungi; Ascomycota; Eurotiomycetes; Chaetothyriales; Herpotrichiellaceae. Gene Ontology annotation, molecular function: hydroxymethylglutaryl-CoA synthase activity. The transcript is spliced from 4 exons.